Messenger RNA from Candidula unifasciata, 2688 nucleotides. Lineage: Eukaryota; Metazoa; Mollusca; Gastropoda; Stylommatophora; Geomitridae. The record is from the annotation of a GenBank genome assembly.
AUGGAUGUUGCUGAGGACACAGAAAGAGAAUCUUCAACCAUAAAAACAGAUGAUAUAGCUCUGAUUAAUUGUAUUGAAUCGACGGGAGAUAACGAGGUCCUAAAACUGUUGAGUCAUAGACAAACAUUCUCACAGGAUGAUCUAGACACAUCAUUGAUGUCCGCUUGUCAUCAUGGAUAUAAAUUUCUGGUGUAUGAACUUGUUCGUUUGGGAGCAGAUGUAAUGACCAGGGAUAGAAAUGGGAACACUCCAUUGCUGAUCUGUGCAGAAAAAGGUUUCACUAACAUGGCUAAGUUUUUUAUUCGCGGGCAAGCAGAAAUCAAUGCAACAAACAACCGUGGGGACUCUGCACUGAUACUUGCCACUGGCAGGUUAGGGUCUGUAGGGAUGGUGAAACUUCUGCUGGCACAGGCAGGAAUCGAUGUGAAUCACCAGAACAAAGAAGGUUACACUGCACUGAUGAAAGCAGUAGAAGCUAUGGAUGUUGAUGUCAUCAAACUGUUACUUGAUUCACAAAAGAAUGCUGUAUAUGGUAAAAUGAAAAACUGCAGGAGUGAAACUGUGCAAGAUAUUGCUAACAGAUUGGGUCUAGGAAAAGUUGUGAAAUUGUUAGCAGAAUAUGGACAUGAACCAGUAAUGGAGGCAGUUCGGUUGUGUGAUGUGGACUCUUUCAGUAUCUUGAUAAACUGUCAGUUUUAUGACUCACCAGAGUUGAGAAUGACUGUCAAUGACACUUUUCAAGAAAUUUUUAAAAAGCAUAAAUUUGGCAAUGAAUCAUUUAGUGUCAGUGAAGAAAAGAUUAUUCAGAGACUUUUAGAGCUCGGAGCUAAGGUGAGCGAUCGCUAUUACAGUCUGGAUCCUGUAUUAGUUGCUGCAAGGACAGGCAGUUACAAAGUGCUGCAGUUGCUGCUGGAACACGUUGCUACUGUUAAUCAACCAGUUUUCAAGACAAAACAUGAGGAUCUUUUUAGAGUUGCAGCAGAAAAUGGCCGCACUGAUCUCAUUCAACUUUUGCUAAAAUAUAGUGAUGUUUCUAAGCUCCAUUAUUCUCACUUAGUAUGUGCUUUAACAAAUGGACAUACUGACUGCGCCAGAUUUCUUCUUAGACAAGGUGUAAAGGUAGAUAUGAAAACUGCACUCAAUUCAGCCAUUGUCAGUCAACAUCCAGUAAACGUAAAAUUUCUUAUAGAAAAUUUCCAAGCGGAAGUGAAACAAUUUUCUCAAACAAAAGACAUGGACAACCUGCUGGUAUCUGCCUCCAAAUAUGGGAAUUUAGAAAUUAUUGGCAUGCUUCUGGACGCUGGAGCUAAUAUCAACUGUCUAAGUGAUGAUAAAAAGACACCCUUGAUGGAGUCAAAGAAUGCAGAAGUCAUCUACUAUCUGGUAAAAAGAGGUGCCAUUGUUAACAGAUAUUCCAGUGCAAAGCGAGAUUUUUCUUCACCUUUGACAUACAUUUUGUCUCAAAAUUCUGGCUAUUGUGGAUCAGAUACCAAAGAGACAAUUGUUGAAGCAUUGUUGAAAAGUGGGGCCAGGGUAAACGGAAAAAGUUGUGGUGGCAGGACACCGUUAAUGAUCGCUAUUUCUAAGCGAGAAAGCAGAAACAUUGUGCAGAUGUUGCUGAACUAUGGUGCUGAUUAUAAUGUAAGAGACAUCAAGGGAAAUACAAUUCCCUUACUUGCUGUUCAGGCAAACAAAUUAGAAAAUAUUAUAUGUUUGUUACAGUUUUCGAAAUACAGCAAAGACAUUUUAAACACUCAGAAUUAUGAUGGGUUAACGGCUGUGAUUGUGGCAUCAAAAAACUGUAAUCUCGAAGCUGUGAAGUGUCUUGUAGAUCACGGUGCAGAUGUCAAUAUCCAAGAUAUGUCAGGAAACACUGCUCUGCUCCAUGCCCUGACUAAUGUUGGUGAUGAAGAUGGACAGAUUUUAACAACUCUGAUCUCUGCCGGAAGUAAUGUCAACCAUCAAAACAGUGCUGGGGUUUCACCCUUGAUGUCGGCCGUUGAAAAAUGUAAACCAAAUGUUGUUAAGCUGUUAAUUAAUUUAGGAGCCGAUGUUAAUUCUGUGAGCAAAAAAACACUCAGACACAGAACAGCCAUUUCAUUUCUGCCAAACACAUCUUACUUGAGUAAAAUGACACUGGAUUGUAUGAAUUUACUUGAUCAAGGUGCUAGAGCAUCAUAUUUAAGCCCAAGUAUUCUCCACAAGUUAAUCCUCCAGGACAGUAUACACUUUAUUCCUCAACUUAUUCAGUGUGGAUUAGGCCCUUCAGAAGUGCCAUCAUCAGAUAUAACAUGUUAUUCUGUGGUUGCUUAUAACCCUGAUAUCAUGCCCCUUGUUUCUCCUCUGUGUCUGGCACUGAUGACAAGAAAAGUCUCUCUAGCUCGUUAUUUUAUAGCAAACCUGUUUAUGACUAAAUCAGACACAUGCAUUCUGGCUUCUAGCCAGGCCCUAAGGCAGCAUCUUUGGAACACAGAGUGUCUGAGUUUACUUGAUGGAUUGUCAGCACAACCAAUGUCCCUGUUUACCCUGGUCUUUGUGUCAGUGCAGACAGCUGUAGGUUCAGGCCCCGGACGGGAGGGGAGAAUCAGCAUGCUGCCUCUACCCCAGCUCAUGAAAGAUCGCCUGCUGUUUAAAAAGGAGGCAGUGCCGUUGGAUGUGACGUCUACUGGCAAUUCAAAUUGUCUAUAA